GUCCAAGAUGGCGGCGCCCUGUAGACUGGAGGGACUGUGAGGUAAACAGCUGAGGGGGAGGAGACGGUGGUGACCAUGAAAGAUAUCAGGCUGACAGCACUGGAAACUAAUGUACCAUCUAACCCCAGAACAGGUGUUUAGUUUUUGUGGUGUCAUGGAAGAGUCACUUGUCACACUGUCCAUACUCCCAUUUUGCAGUCUGGUAGUAGCCCUAAUGAAGAGCCGUGCAAGCCUUUAGCACACGUCCUGGAGCCCACACAGCACAGUUGAGUGAGAGAAUGGCCCAGCUAGCCAACAUUGGGGAGCUACUCUCCAUGCUGGACUCUCCCACACUGGGUGUGCGGGAUGACGUGACAACCAUCUUCAAGGAGUCCCUCAAUUCUGAACGUGGGCCUAUGCUUGUGAACACGUUGGUGGAUUAUUACCUGGAAACCAAUUCUCAGCCAGUAUUGCACAUCCUGACCACCUUGCAGGAGCCACAUGAUAAGCACCUCUUGGACAAAAUUAAUGAGUAUGUAGGCAAACCUGCCACCCGUUUAUCCAUCCUCUCGCUGCUGGGCCAUGUUGUGAGACUGCAGCCAUCUUGGAAGCAUAAGCUCUCUCAAGCACCUCUUCUGCCUUCUUUAUUGAAAUGUCUCAAGACGGACACUGAUGUGGUGGUCCUCACAACUGGUGUCUUGGUGUUGAUCACCAUGCUACCAAUGAUCCCGCAGUCAGGAAAGCAGCACCUUCUCGACUUCUUUGACAUCUUUGGCCGUCUCUCAUCAUUGUGCCUGAAGAAACCAGGCCAUGUGACAGAAGUCUACCUGGUCCAUCUCCACGCCAGUGUUUAUGCCCUCUUUCAUCGCCUUUAUGGGAUGUACCCUUGUAACUUCGUCUCCUUCCUGCGCUCUCACUAUAGUAUGAAGGAAAACGUGGAGACUUUUGAAGAAGUGGUCAAGCCAAUGAUGGAGCAUGUGCGAAUUCACCCGGAAUUAGUGACUGGAUCCAAGGACCAUGAACUGGACCCUCGAAGGUGGAAGACAUUGGAAACUCAUGAUGUUGUAAUAGAGUGUGCCAAAAUCUCUCUGGACCCUACAGAAGCCUCGUAUGAAGAUGGCUAUUCUGUGUCUCACCAGCUCUCUGCCUGCUUCCCUCACCGUUCAGCUGAUGUCACCACCAGCCCUUAUGUGGACACACAGAAUAGCUAUGGGGGCCCAACUUCCACCCCUUCCUCCACGUCUCGGCUGAUGUUCAGUCCACCUGGGCAGCUACCUCAGAGUUUAAGUUUCCUAUCCACACGGCCGUUACCUGAGCCUCAGCAAGCUAGUCUUUGGAGCCCAUCUGCCAUCUGUGGAAUGACCACUCCUCCUACGUCUCCUGGAAAUGUCCCAGCUGAUUUGUCACAUCCAUACAGUAAAGCCUUUGGUACCACCGGUGGAAAAGGAACUCCUUCGGGAACCCCAGCGACCUCUCCUCCUCCAGCCCCGCCUUGUCCCCAAGAUGACUGUGUGCACGGUCCAGCCUCCCAGACCUCAGCAACACCCCCAAGGAAGGAAGAAAGAACAGAGUCCUCAAGGCCUUAUGUUCACAGACAGUUGAACGACCGAGAGGAUCUUGGAAGCAAAAGCUCUGUUACUCUGAGGAAUCUACCUGAUUUCCUAGGUGACCUGGCUUCUGAGGAAGACAGUAUAGAGAAAGAUAAGGAAGAAGCUGCGAUAUCUAAAGAGCUUUCUGAGAUCACCACUGCAGAGGCGGAUCCUGUAGUUCCUCGAGGGGGCUUUGACUCUCCCUUCUACCGAGACAGUCUCUCUGGUUCUCAGCGGAAGACUCAUUCGGCAGCCUCUGGGACUCAGGGCUCCAGCGUGAACCCUGAGCCUUUGCACUCCUCCCUGGACAAACAUGGGCCUGACACACCAAAGCAAGCCUUUACUCCCAUAGACCCACCCUCUGGCAGUGCUGAUGCCAGUCCCGCUGGGGAUAGGGAUCGCCAGACUUCUCUGGAAACCAGUAUCCUCACUCCCAGCCCUUGCAAAAUUCCACCUCAGAGGGGAGUGAGCUUUGGAAGUGGGCAACUUCCCCCAUAUGAUCAUCUCUUUGAGGUGGCCUUGCCAAAGACUGCCUGUCACUUUGUCAGCAAGAAGACUGAGGAGCUGUUGAAGAAAGUGAAAGGAAACCCUGAGGAAGACUGUGUGCCCUCUACCUCCCCAAUGGAAGUACUGGACAGACUGAUAGAGCAGGGAGCAGGUGCGCACAGCAAGGAGCUGAGCAGGUUGUCCUUGCCCAGCAAGUCUGUUGACUGGACCCACUUUGGAGGCUCUCCUCCCUCAGAUGAGAUCCGGACCCUCCGAGACCAGCUGCUUUUACUGCACAAUCAGCUGCUGUAUGAGCGCUUCAAGCGGCAGCAGCAUGCACUCAGGAACAGAAGGCUCCUGCGCAAGGUGAUCAGAGCAGCUGCUCUGGAGGAACACAAUGCAGCAAUGAAAGAUCAGUUGAAGUUACAAGAGAAGGACAUACAGAUGUGGAAGGUGAGUCUGCAGAAAGAACAAGCCCGAUACAGUCAACUUCAGGAACAACGUGACACCAUGGUGACCCAACUGCAUAGCCAGAUCAGACAGCUGCAGCAUGACCGAGAAGAAUUCUACAACCAGAGUCAGGAGUUACAGACAAAGCUGGAGGACUGCAGAAACAUGAUUGCGGAACUUCGGGUGGAGCUGAAGAAGGCCAACAACAAGGUGUGCCACACUGAGCUGCUGCUCAGCCAGGUUUCUCAGAAGCUCUCCAAUAGUGAGUCAGUGCAGCAGCAGAUGGAGUUCUUGAAUAGGCAGCUCCUGGUGCUCGGGGAGGUCAAUGAGCUGUACCUGGAGCAGCUGCAGAGCAAGCAUCCUGACACCACCAAGGAAGUAGAAAUGAUGAAAACUGCAUAUCGGAAAGAACUAGAGAAAAACAGAAGCCACCUUCUCCAGCAGAACCAGAGGCUGGAUGCCUCACAGAGGCGUGUUUUGGAACUGGAAUCUCUUCUGGCCAAGAAAGACCACCUUCUCCUAGAGCAGAAGAAAUAUCUUGAGGAUGUCAAGAGCCAGGCGAGUGGACAGCUGCUGGCUGCAGAGAGCAGGUAUGAGGCUCAGAGAAAGAUCACCCGGGUGUUGGAACUGGAGAUUCUAGACUUAUAUGGCAGAUUGGAGAAAGAUGGCCGUCUACGGAAACUAGAAGAAGACAGAGCAGAGACAGCAGAGGCAGCAGAAGAGAGGCUUGAGUGUUGUAGUGACGGAUGCUCGGAUUCCUUGGUAGGACAUAAUGAAGAGGCUUCUGGUCACAACGGUGAGACCAGGACCUCCAGACCUGGUGGCACCCGGGCCAGCUGUGGAGGUAGAGUCACUGGAGGCAGCAGCAGCAGCAGCAGUGAGCUUUCCACUCCAGAGAAACCCCCGAGCCAGAGGUUCAGCAGCCGGUGGGAACCCACAAUGGGAGAGCCCUCCAGCAGCAUCCCCACCACUGUUGGCUCACUUCCCAGUUCCAAAAGCUUCCUGGGCAUGAAGGCCCGGGAGCUGUUCCGUAAUAAGAGUGAGAGCCAGUGUGAUGAGGACGGCGUGGCCAUGAGCAGUAGCCUUUCUGAGACCCUGAAGACAGAACUGGGCAAAGACUCGGCCAUGGAAAACAAGACUUCCCUGAAUCUAGACGUCCCACACCCAUCUUCCCCAAACUCAGACAGUGUGGGGCAGCUCCACAUCAUGGACUACAAUGAGACUCACCACGAGCACAGCUGAAGAGGGUCUGUCAGUGUUAAUUUGCGUCUUUGUCGGCACAGAACAGAAGGUGUGAAUGCACGGUCUAGGCUUCUGUUUCCAGGGUCUGAGCAGCUGCUUGUGCGGUGGGAAUGGAACAAAAUGCCCUUUUGACAGAGGGCGGAUGUGGGAGGAUGGUUUUUGGGUCUGGCAUUGAGACGCUUUCCUUCACCUCACCCCAGCCUCUUUCAUUUACCCAGCAGUAUGUGCUAAUUGAGGGCCUGUGCUUUAUUUUCUUCCUUCCACCAAAUGGUUAUGUCAUUUGAACCUGUGCAAUAUGAGGCCAAUUUCAUCUUUGGGUCCAACAUACCACUCUGCUUUCCUGAGGUUCAGACAACUGGGUGGCUCUUGGGUAGACCAGGCAGUUAGUGACACUGGAGGUAAGUCCAGUUUUGUCCCUUCUAGAGGAUGUAGCCGACAAAGCUGUCUUUACAGGAGCAUUCCCACUGCUUUUUGGUUCUUAAGUUUAGCAUCUAAGCCACAGAUCUUGAAAAACUGGCUCACUCACCUCUGCCUUUUCUUGGCAGCUCUGAUAUGCUUCUUAGAAGGUUCUGUGAGAAUACCAGUUGCUUUGACAGUGCAGUUGGCACUGUGGAGGCCACACUGUCUUAACUCUCUGGAAAGCUCUUACCCCUCUGCCCCACUACCUCUUAUUUAUUUGGUAUUUGCUUGAAUGCUGGCACCAUACUGCCUGUGAGUGGGUGUAUAGGUGUCCAUCCUGCAGUCUGCAGACAGUGGGGAGUGGUCACUAGGAGGGGCAUCUAGGAUGCUCGUGCUCAUGUGGACGUGUGCCUCUGGCUGGCCACGGUUUCACCCUUCAGCCUAUUUGCUUCCCCUUGGGUCCCCUUGGGCCCAGCUGCCUUGUGAUGCCACAGCAGACAGGCUUGGGAGAAGUCAGUGCCUCCUUGGAGCUUAUGUAAUGAUGGCUCUUGCUCCAGCUGAGGGGUCACCUCCCUAGGUUCUGACAGAUUUUACAGCAAUUCCCACUUCACAGGAAAGACUCUCUGGAGCUUUACAGCAGAACAACUCAGAGUCUGAUAAAGGCUGGGGGUCUAUACCACUGCCUGCCCUCAUGCUCACAAGAGGCAAUAUUGGUCACAGUCAGAACACAGUGGUGGCAGAGAGCCCAAACUCAACCAAUGCUCCUGAAUAAAUGCUGGAAGUAUAAGAGUUGUUGCCUGAUAUUCUAGCCCAGGCAAGGAGAGACUUGGGAAGGAGCCAUGAGCUUGGAUCUCUUGUUUCUAUUCUGUCUGAUGUAUAAAGAAGAGAGUUUAGCUACCACAAGGCUAAAAAAAAAAAAAAAAAAACCCAAAAUACAAAUGGUACGAAUCUUACUGCAUAUGAAAGUUUCCAGCCUGAGGAUGAAAGUCUUUCUUAAGUGUGGCAGCAAAUAUCCUAGCAUCCUAAGUAAGGCAAGACUUCAUGUCACCAUGGCAGUGCUGUCUGGACAGGUCCAUAUCGCUGCUAUAGCUGACUGACAGCCAGCCCACAGGAAGGCAUACCACUCACCACUCUCAGACCAGCAGAGGGCAGCCAUUGCCCUUGGACACUUGGAGUGUAGGUGUCAGUGAUGACAUGCUUUUCAUGGAGCUCUGCGCAAAGCUAAGCUUAAAACCCAGUAUUCUCUCGCCCAAUCCACUGUAGAAAUGGGCAGGUUAACAAACAGAUCUCACAGGUUAACGGUAGACGCUGUUUCCAAGAAUUACCAGUUCCACCACCAAGAUCUGCCAGAGAACAACAUAUUUAGAAAACUAAGACUGUACAGGUGAUGAAGUUUAGGGAGAAGAGACAGCAGCAUAGGAAGGGAAGCUAAUGUGCAGGCUGCCGUCUUCUCCACAGACUUUUACUUGGGCCCUUUGCGCUUUCCUCUAGCCUGUUUCCACACCCAGCGACAGAACCUGAACAUCCUGUGUGCCUUGAGUUCUAGAAGGCUAUUAGGACUUUUUUCACUUAAGAUUGGAGGACUGUGACCAGGAGUCGUCUUUAAGGUGCCCAACCUAAACAUUGGCUCUUUUCAAAGGACUCUAGGAUCAGUGGGUGGUUGGGUGGAGGCUUCUGUUUUAGAGAGCAGCGACAGAUGAUCUGGGAGUCAGUGGGCCACCCGGUAUUGCCAUAGGCACGAGCAAAGCUUCUGAGAAACAGCUGAGUCCUGGGCCAAGGUAUUCGAACAGUAGGUGUCCUGGGCAGCCGAGUGUAUGAGUGUUGGGGUUGAAUGGCCUUCAUCCCCUAAUCACUUGGACUGUGUGCUGUGGUUGCCCAGGGCCCCAAGGAGACUGGAGGCUGUGUCUCAUGCAGCCUAGAAUCUGUCAGAAGUAGCCCUGCAGUGUCAGUGCCCAGGAAAGGAGCUAAGUACCUAUUUCUAUAAUAUCCCUUCCUGAAAUUUAAGAAUUUGCUUUGGGAGCAAUAUGGCAGUGAGCAUGAGGAGACAGGCUCUAAGUGGCAUCUCUAGAGUCAGCAGCACAGCUGCAUAGGGGGAAUGCUGAAACUCGAUAGCUUUUCUGAGCGUUUGAGGAGAAAAGGCCUAAUCUUCUGGACUAAACUAGAAGGUUCCAAUUGUGUGUGACAUCGUUAGCAGGGAGUCACUCUUCUUAGAAGGCAAACUGUCACAACCCAGGAAAAGUCUGGUAGCCACUGGUGGCUUGAAAAGCAGACAAAAAUCCCCUUGCCCCAUGCUGCUGUAGCCAGUGACCAAGCACUUCUCAGGGUGGUGGUGGCACCAUAGGUGACAAGCUGUAGACUCAGGACCACUUGCAGAAUCUGUGGGCUCUAAUGCUCAAAGGAGAGUGAGAAAAUGUUAGCAGCCAAGGAUAAAAGGACCUCAGAGCUGAUCACAGAGCUCGGGCUGGCAGUAAGCAUAGAAAGUGUGGGAGGUGUGACAACUAAGUGCAGUGUGCCCAGCCACCGGGGACCUACCACCUGACGCCGGGAAGAACUGAAGUGCAGUGUGCCCAGCCACCGGGGACCUACCACCUGACGUUGGGAAGAACUAAGGAGCAAACAAUAAUAUAUGGGAAGGUGAGGAACUUUAUUUACUGAACUGUAGGGAUGGGAGACACUGGACAAGCUGGUAGAGGUGUGGGCACUGUACAGGCUCAGACUGCAGCAUGUGGAAUCUGUCCAGCCAGAGGCCAGUGGCCCUGCAGACUGGGACUUAGUCUGCUUCACCUUCGCCCAGGGCCAUGCUGGAAUCACUGCUGUGUGCACUGGAAACACAUCCAGUAUAAGGAUGUGUGUGUCCCUGUGUACAUCCAGAGGUCUCUUACUGCCCUGGGUUUAGCCUGUAUAGGUAAAAAUAAAAGGGAGUGGUGGUGGGACAGAUCCCUGGGCUGCUUCCACCCUCGUUCUCAUUCAUUUUCCGGGUUUGAGAGUCCCUGGUAUGUUCAGAGGAGCAGUGUUUCUGUCUCUGGUGUCAGCCUGAGUUUUUAAAUGCUGUAUAGGAAAGCAGCAGCAGCUACAACAGAAACUGCACCCUGACCACUUUUGGUCUUAGAAUGAAAUUAAUGGGGGCUGAGAAGUGCUGUUCCCUUCCCAGAGCUGUAUUACCCACCCCUGGAUAGGUAGGCAGCCUGAGCCCCUGGAGUAGGUAUUUCACAAGACCCAUGGAGCUCAAGGGCUCCAGACUGAUCUCUCUUCCAGGAUCAGUUCACAUAGUUUUGGAAGGGAGAGGAAGAUAUGAUGCUGUUUGCUGUUAGCUCCCGGGCAAAUCAGAGGCAGGCAGGCGUUUUUUGCACUAGGAAGAUUCAGUGGUCACCCUUCAUGAGACUGGACCACAAACAGGUUUUGCUAAGACAUAGUUUAGUUUUAUAAUCAAUCAUGGAUGAACCAUAUAUGGCUAACUUGGAGUUUAAAGUGUGUGUGUGUGGGGGGGGGGGGGUUUGCCAUCAGUGAAAAUGAAUCAGAUUUUAAAAAACUUUUUAGUUCAAUGGAAGGCUCUUCUCAAAAGGUUUAAACUUUCCCACUAUGAUCUUAAAAGCAUGUCAAACAGUCCAAAUCAGAUGCCAUAAAUAUGGGCUGCAGGAGAACAUGGUACAGUCUCAGUGAAUGGAAUCAAAGUUUGCUGUCCUUAGAAUGUUCUAAAAUGUCAAGGCAGUUGCUUGUGUUUAACUGUGAACAAAUAAAGAGUUAUUGUUUUGCACUCC
Molecule: messenger RNA, 7903 nt
Organism: Arvicanthis niloticus (Nile rat)
Lineage: Eukaryota; Metazoa; Chordata; Mammalia; Rodentia; Muridae
Gene: Tsc1
Product: TSC complex subunit 1
Biological process (GO): negative regulation of cell population proliferation; regulation of cell cycle; negative regulation of TOR signaling
Cellular component (GO): TSC1-TSC2 complex
Source: RefSeq, a predicted model, not a curated record